CGAAAGGUCUCGACGAAGCCGGAAAGGGGGAUUCGGACGAUGGCAGUAGUACCACAGACAGUGAUGCAGAUGAUGGCGGGUUCGAGGACGAUGUCGCGAUGCUAAGGGACUACUGUCUCAUUGUUGUAGAUGAGCAGGUGACGACUUUGAGAUGCAUGGGCUCGUGCAGCUGUCGGCGAGGAGAUGGCUGAGAGCGUCAGGGCAGCUGGAGACGUUCAAGCAGCAGUGCAUCAAGCGACUGGCGGCGGCAUUCCCAACAGGGGAGUACGAUAACUGGGCGACGUGCCGAAGUCUCUUCGCACACGUUCAAGUGGUCUCUGGAUACCAACCCAGUAAGGAUAUGAUCGAAACAUGGGCCACGCUUUUGCACAACGGGGGAUGGUAUGCAUGCUCCCAAGGGUUAUACGAGGUUGCGCAGCAGAUGUUAGGCGAGGCAAGGAUAGCCCGAAAAAAGAAGCUAGGAACGGAGGAUGUGGCGACUCUACAUAGCACGACAAUGUUUGCUGCGGUCCUUUUGGAUCGAGGACGGUGGGAGGAGGCCGAGGAGAUGUUUAUGCAUGUAAUAGGGACUUUAAAGACUAAGCUCGGGGUCGACCACCCAUAUAUGCUGAGCAGCAUGGGCAACCUAGCAUCAACGUACCAGAAGCAGGGCCGGUGGGAGGAGGCCGAGAAGCUGGAGGUGCAGGUGAUGGAGACUCGCAAGACCAAGCUCGGGGCCGACCACCUAGACACACUAACGGGUAUGGACAACCUGGCGUCGAUAUAUAUAGACCAGGGCUGGUGGGAGAAGGCCGAGAAGCUGCAGGUGCAGGUGAUGGAGACUCGCAAGACGAAGCUCGGGGCCGAUCAUCCCUCGACGCUGACUAGCAUGGGCAACCUAGCGUCGACGUACUCGAACCAGGGCCGGUGGGAGGAGGCCGAGAAGCUGGAGGUGCAGGUGAUGGAGACUCGCAAGACCAAGCUCGGGGCCGACCACCUGGACACACUAACGGGUAUGGACAACCUGGCAUCGAUAUAUAGGGACCAGGGCCGGGGGAAGCAGGCCGAGAAGCUAUCUGUACAGGUAAUGGAGACUUUAAAGACCAAGCUCGGGGCCGACCACUCUCACACGCUGACGAGCAUGAAUAACCUGGCGUCGACAUACCAAGAGCAGGGUCGGUGGGAGGAGGCCGAGAAGCUGUCUCUGCAGGAGAUGGAGACUCUCAAGACUAAGCUCGGACGUUGACCACCCACGCACGCUGACGAACAUGAACAAUCUGGCGUCGACAUAUCAGAAGCAGGGCCGGUGGGAGGAGGCCGAGAAGCUC
Molecule: messenger RNA, 1307 nt
Organism: Chaetomium strumarium
Lineage: Eukaryota; Fungi; Ascomycota; Sordariomycetes; Sordariales; Chaetomiaceae
Exons: 1
Coding region: 152-1225 (357 amino acids)
Cellular component (GO): kinesin complex
Molecular function (GO): protein binding
Source: RefSeq, a predicted model, not a curated record